AGAUUUCUUAAAAUUAUAGCAGAGGUCACUGACCUAGGGAAAAUUCUCUCCCAAAAAGAAAUUUCUCUUAAAGUUUUGAGAGGACUACCCUCAAAAUGGGAUAUGAAGGUUACUGCUAUGAGAGAUAGCAGAGAUCUCAGAAGUCUUUUAACUGUGAAGCUUUUCAGUGAUCUUAAAGCUUAUGAGUUUGAGAUGAAGGAAAUCAAGGAUGAAAAGGAAGAAGAAUCCAAGACACGAGCUUUAGUGUCUGAGCCAAGGAAAUCAAGAUCUACUAAGAAAUCCAUCAACAACCUCCUCACUGAUGAACAAUUUGCAAUGUUUGUGAUGAAGUUCAAAAGAUUCAUGAAAAAGGAGGCACUUACCUCAAAGAAGCCGUACAAUCUGCCAUCCAGGAGACAAGGGAGACCUCAAUCCAGUAAGGACAUUGUCCUAUGCUACAACUAUAGACAACCAGGCAUGGUUGUUAAAAUCGCGAGUUGAAUCGUAAAAUCGUACGAUUUUACGAUUCAACAUCACUAAACCGAUUGAAAUCGCAAACAAAAUCGGAAAUUUUAAAAAUCGUAUAAAAUCGUUUUAAAAUCGUAUACAAUCGCUUAAAAUCGCGAUUGCAUCCGAUUUUACGAUUUUAAAAAUUUAUGUAACACGGGCCAAAUCUCAAGCCAAACGCGGCCCGAAUAACUUUAGCCCGUUUUUGCUUAAAUAGCUG
Cuscuta epithymum is the source of this 706-nucleotide messenger RNA. The record is from the annotation of a GenBank genome assembly. Lineage: Eukaryota; Viridiplantae; Streptophyta; Magnoliopsida; Solanales; Convolvulaceae.